UAACGGGUACAAUGUUUUAGUGAUGCCAAAAAAGACGAAAUGCAAAGCUGGCCUCAGCAGGAUUUGAACUCAAAAUGUAAAGAGCCGAAACGAAUAUUGCCAAGCAUCUUGUCAAAAUUUCUGAUGAUUCUGUCAAUCCUCCGCCCUAAAUAUGUUUGAUAAUAUGCGGCUACAAGACCUUUGGAUGUAGCCCCAUAUUACUUUGAAAAGCUUUUAGCACUUUGUAAUCGUACGUGCUGUUGUUACUUAAAACUUUAUUUUUCGGAAUGUGUCAAUUUAUUUCCCUUAGCUCAACUUUGCUUUUUUAGUUUUGUUACAUCAGUUUCAGUUUUAAACCCGGAAGCCGAUUAAGACAGUUCUGCUCGUAUUUGAACUAAAUCAAUAUCUUAUGCAGAGAAACGGAAAAAGCAUGAACCCACAAAACAGAGAAGGCAUGAGUCCAGGAGAGGCAUGGGAUAUUCCAUGGGGUCUGAAUAGAACAUAUAUGACCUAUUUCUUCAAUAGUAAAAAGAAAGAAGUACUUAGCAACCAAGAGUUGAAAAUUUUUGCAAACCAUAUUUUUGGAGAACAUAAAGUGCGUGAUAAAACGACAUUUAUGACAGCUUUGAUGGAUUGGAUAACUGAAAAGCAAUUGUUAAAAAAUGACGAAAAAGCUAUACACUAUCACUUAAUAGAAGCUUUGAGGGCCAGUGGGUUUAAUAAGCAAGCUGAUCAUCUACAAAAUGAUUAUGAUUGUCUACACUAGUCAUAAAUCAUCAUCGUCAUCAUGUCCACUUUUUUAUGCUUUCUUGGAUUGGAUGGAGUUUAUUGAAGCAGAUUUUCUACUGCCAGAUGUUCUUCUUGUCAUCAAAGCAUUAUUUUCCCUCUUCCUUCAGGUAAUGAAAACAAACAGCUCACUGGUAAAACAUGUUUUGCCAGUCUCAAACUGUCCAAUCCAUGCCAGCAUAGAAAAUGGACAUUAAAUCAAGAAGAGGAAGAGGAAGAGGAGGAGGAGCAUAAGCUCAAAAACAUUAAAGAUUUCUUCUAUUUUCCAUGAGUUGUUUUUCCACUCCCUCUUUGUGGGGUUUCUUUUUUUGAAUCUUUCAUUUUAACAGUUAUUGUUUAUCAAAUCCAUUUGCAAGGCCUUGGUCAGCCCAUGGCCACAGUAGAAGACAGACACAAAAUAAAUUUACAUAAAAAAGUUUUUAUUGUCAUCAAUAAUAUUAUUUGUGUUAAAUAGCUGAUGAAAUAACUAUACGAAAAUGUUUCUGGGAUGUAAAAAUACAAGUUCCCAUGCUAUAACAAAAUAACACCAUUCUCUCUCUCUCUCUCAAAUUAUUGUUUUCUCAUUGAUUCAGUUAUACAGUAAUAAAUUUUCAUCUCAUUGUUUUUUGUUUUUGUUUUGCUUUCAGCUACAUUAUAAUAAUCAUUUGUCAGAAUCAAUC
Molecule: messenger RNA, 1424 nt
Organism: Octopus sinensis (East Asian common octopus)
Lineage: Eukaryota; Metazoa; Mollusca; Cephalopoda; Octopoda; Octopodidae
Exons: 4
Coding region: 389-745 (118 amino acids)
Source: RefSeq, a predicted model, not a curated record